AUGCCACCAAUAGCCACUGCCAAAUAUGACUGGAUUCUGGCUCUGACCACUAUCGCCUUCGUGUUCAGCGCCUUCGGAAACGGGGCCAACGAUGUCGCCAACUCCUAUGCCACUUCCAUUGCGGCUCGGACGCUGAACAUGGCCACGGCCGGUGUACUUGCCAUCAUCACUGAGUUCAUCGGUGCCGUGGCCAUGGGUGCUCGGGUUACCGACACCAUCAAGAACGGUAUCAUCGGCAUCGACCGGUUCGAAGGCAAGCCCGGUGCGCUCAUGCUCGGCAUGGGAUGUGCCGAAGUUGGCAGUGCGGCAUGGCUGAUAUUCUCUACCCAUGUGGGAUUCCCCGUCUCAACCACGCAGACUGUUGUCGGUGCCCUCAUCGGUGUGGGCUUUGCUUCCCAAGCUUCCAUCACUUGGGCCUGGGAAGAUGGCAGUGUCUCUCAGGUGGCGGCCUCCUGGGGUAUUGCACCACUAAUUGCUGCCGGGUUCUCGGCCGUCAUCUUUGGUACCCUCAAGUAUAGUGUCCUCGAGCGCACUGACUCGUUCAAAUGGGCCAUGCGCAUGAUUCCCUUCUACCUCGCCGGCACGGGAGCCAUCCUCGCGCUGUUCAUUGUCAUUGAAGCGCCGACGGCGCCCUCGCUUGAAGAGUUUGGUGCUGGAAAGGCCGUCGGCAUCAUCCUGGGUGUCUUUGUCGGUUGCCUUCUCAUCGCCUAUGCCUUCUUCAUGCCGUACUUCCAGCGUCGUCUGAUCAAAGAGGAUGGCCGCAUCAAGUUCUACCAUAUCCCCCUCGGUCCCCUGCUGCUGAAAGAUAACCCUCCCCUCUACUACCCUGGAAAGGGCGACGGUGUCGUGGUCUCGUACUACGAAGAUGCCUACGGCAAAGUCCAAGCAGGCCAAAAGGACGCCGCCAAACAGGAAACCUCCGCCGACGCCGCCGCCAUCCUCCCCUCCCCAGAGAUCACCGCCCUCCAAAAGAGCUCCGAGCAGCCGGGCAACGAUAUUGAAAAGAACAUCGACUCGGCGCAGUCGACGCCGGAGAUCAAGCCGCGCAAGAAGCACGUCGGACCCACCGAACGGUUCAUCGACCCUGUCCGCGAGCUGUCGUGGGUGAACCCCCACAAGGCCUGGGGAUACAUCAAAUGGAUUCUUCUGCAAGGCGUGACCCGCGACGUCGUGACGCACGACUCGCCCGCCCUGCGCGCCAUCCACGCCCGCGCCCACCGCUACGACGACCGUGUCGAGCACCUCUGGACCUACUGCCAGGUGGUCUCGGCCAUGAUGAUGUCCAUCGCGCACGGCUCCAACGACGUUGCCAACGCCGUGGGCCCCUGGGCUGCCGUCUACAGCACCUACAAUGCUGGCGUCGUCGAGACCGAGGCCCCCACGCCCAUCUGGUUUCUCGUCGUUGCCGGUCUGUUGCUUGGUCUGGGGUUCUGGUUCUAUGGAUACAACAUCGUGCGUGCAAUGGGCAACAAAAUUACCCAGAUGUCGCCUACCCGCGGCUUCAGUGUUGAGCUGGGUGCUGCCAUCACGGUUCUCUUGGCUUCACGGUUGGGCUUGCCUGUCUCGACUACCCAGUGCUUGACGGGUGCUUCUAUGGGUGUUGCGCUCAUGAACUAUGACCUCGGCGCCGUGAACUGGAGACAGCUGUGCUGGAUCUUUGGCGGAUGGGUUUUGACGCUGCCUUGUGCGGGUCUGAUUGCGGGAUUGAUAUGCUUGAUGGCCUUGAACACGCCUCACCUUUAG
This is a messenger RNA of Penicillium alfredii, 1743 nucleotides long. RefSeq names its product inorganic phosphate transporter. Gene Ontology annotation, cellular component: membrane. Bases 1 to 1743 code for a protein of 580 amino acids. The record is from RefSeq and is a predicted model, not a curated record. The transcript has a single exon. Gene Ontology annotation, biological process: phosphate ion transmembrane transport. Lineage: Eukaryota; Fungi; Ascomycota; Eurotiomycetes; Eurotiales; Aspergillaceae.